GUGAUCCAAUUGAUGCUCUUUAUAGCAUGUUAUUAAAGUUACCUCUUUCCAUCAUGCUAAUUGCUCGUCUUAUGCAUGCUUUCUGUCCAUUUGAAUUUGCUAUAUACUUAGUUGGGUGAUGAGUAUCUGAUAGCUGUCGGGAAGAGGCAUCGUGGAGGGGUAGAAAAACAGAAGCCGAGAGAUAAUAGAGUAUAUAACAUAUUGUGGGGCUACAAGGUGAGACCGUUAAUAUGUUACUACUCUAUCACAAAGUUUUUGUUAUAGGCCCUAUAAUAUGUUGUAUAUUCUAUUAAGAAAUUCACCAUUAGAUACGUAAUCCAAUCUAAGGCCUUGGCUGACAUACGAUACUGUAAGAUUCGUUUUGUUCAGGUUCGACUUGUUCGUUAGAAGAUGAAUGAGUUGAGGAUGUAUAAUUUUCUCUGGAGAGGGGUGGGUUAUCUUCGAUUACAAUAAUAAAGUAAGCUGAAGGUAUGACUACAUCCUUCUAGUCUGAGUCUGAUUAUUCCAUAUUGUUUGGGGUUAGAAGAGGCUAAAUGAUAAUGAUGCAGUAGCUUCACAGAGUAGAGGUAAAACUCUACUUUGUAUAAUUGUAUGGGUGGGUGCGUUAUGCUCUUUUAAAUCUGUACCCACCUAAAAAAUUUUCAUUUCUACCACCUAUUUAUUAAUGAUGACGGAUAAAAUUUUUAUAAUCAUGUUUGUCCUUUGAAAAUGCAUUUAAAUUCAUCCUCACCGACUAUGGGCUAUGGCCAUAUGGAUAUACACAUCAUGGGUGUAUAUACCUUAAAUCUGCCACACAUUCACUCCAUAUUUGCGUUAUAUGUGCUCUAUACAAUCGUGAUUCAAUAUGAAUUUAAUAUGUCUAUUUUUAUGUAAACGUUGCAAUGUAAUAAGAUAAAAUUAAUGUUUAUAAUUUUUGUCAAUAGUGUUAAAUUGAAGUUUUGCAUAAUUGAUAUAAAGUAGUACAUUAUACAUGUGACAUAUGCAAGAGACAUGACACGAGUUGAGUGGGUAUGGUGCAGGGUGGGUGCAUAUAAGGUGGACCUACUCAUGCAUUAUCCAGUGGGUAAGACCUCGUACCCACAACCUACUCAUGCAUUAUCCAGUGGGUAAGACCUCGUACCCACAACCUACUCAUGCAUUAUCCAGUGGGUAAGACCUCGUACCCACAACCUACUCAUGCAUUAUCCAGUGGGUAAGACUUUGCAUACUCAUCCACUUGCUACCCAUCAAAUUAAUACCGAUACCAAGUCCAACUUAAACAGAUGUGGUGUGAAAUUCAUAUAAUUUUAUCUAUUUUAUAUCCUUAAUUGACCUGACUUUGUACGCAAAUACUAUUUUGAUGACUAAGACUAUAAACAAAUAGUAGAAUAGAUUGUCGUUGAUAAGAUAGGAAAAUGAGAAGACACAUUUCAAAAAAUAGCAUCAUAAUUCUUAUUAAUAAUCUACUUGUAUAUCUUAUUUAUAAAAUAUAUCUUAUUUAAAUUAAGUAAUAUUCCAGAUCUAUUUAAACCAAUUUUAUAAUCUGUCAUUAUAAAUUAUAUUGAUCCAAACUGCUCCAUAGCACAAAAUUUCCUAAGAAUCCCUCCAGGCUAACACAAGCAAAAUUACCUCCUCACUAAUUAAUUACCUUAAUUACCAAUCAAAGUCUUAAUCAAACACACUUUUACACAGACUGCCACACUUCCACAGACUCCCGCCUCUUACUCCGUAAACACCUCCCUGCUUAAAUCCCUGUUUAUAUUGUUUUCUUGGCAUUUUACGAUCUACCCUUUAAUCCAAAAAAAAAACAAAAUAAUUACGCCAUUAAUAAUUAACAAUGAUUAAACUCAAUAAACAUUUUCUAAUCAUUCUCAUAAUCACAAUCUUGUUCAUCUCCAACCUUUUCAGAUCGGUGAGGGCGAAAUCGGAAGAAGAAGCAUCAGAAUGUACAUCAUUAAUGAUAGGUCCAUGCCAUAAUAGGGCUAAAGCUCAAAAACUAAAUUACAUAGCCAUAGGAACAAUAUUAAUAUUUAGCAUGGUUGGGGUAUCACUGCCCUUAAUUUGUAGGGUAUACCCUGGUUUUAGUCCUGAUAAAAACAUUUUCCUUUUAAUAAGAGCAUUUGCAUCUGGGGUUAUAUUAGCCACAGGAUUUAUGCAUGUAAUGCCUGAUUCAUGGAAUGAUUUAACUUCACCGUGUUUGCCUCAUAAUCCUUGGCGGAAUUUCCCUUUUACUCCUUUUAUUGUUAUGAUUUCUGCUUAUGCUACUAUGAUGAUGGAUUCUUUUUUUACUGCUUAUUAUCAAAUAAAUAAUGGUGAUCAUAAUGGCGAUGAUGAGAGCUCAAGAUUGUUAAAGGAUCGUGUCGUAGCUCAGGUUUUGGAAUUAGGAAUAGUGGUACACUCAGUAGUAAUAGGCCUAUCAAUGGGCUCAUCAGAUAAUCCAUGCACAAUUAAGCCACUGAUUACAGCCAUUUGCUUCCAUCAACUCUUUGAAGGAAUGGGCCUUGGUGGUUGCAUCUUACAGGCUGAAUAUGGGAUGAAGGUAAAAGCAAUAAUGGUGUUUUUCUUCUCAGUGACAACACCAAUUGGGAUAGUGUUGGGGAUUGUAUUACAGAAAGUAUACAACGAGAAUAGUCCAACAGCAUUGAUAGUGGUUGGAGUUCUAAAUGCAGUGUCUGCAGGAUUACUCAUUUAUAUGGCUUUGGUUGACUUAUUGGCUUCAGAUUUCAAGGGACCUAAACUUCAAAAUAACCUUAAGCUUCAAUUUUGCUGUUGUGUGCUUGCUUUUAUGGGCACUGCGAUUAUGUCUUUCUUGGCUAAAUGGGCUUAGUUUUGGUGUACUAUCUUACUCUGAUAAUGUAUUUACAGCAGCCUCAUCUCUUUUCUUUUUCUUUUAUCUUUUUCAAAAAUUAUGUAAAAAAAA
Amaranthus tricolor (Joseph's coat) is the source of this 2899-nucleotide messenger RNA. RefSeq names its product zinc transporter 7-like. Gene Ontology annotation, molecular function: zinc ion transmembrane transporter activity. The record is from RefSeq and is a predicted model, not a curated record. Bases 1817 to 2806 code for a protein of 329 amino acids. The transcript is spliced from 3 exons. NCBI's taxonomy places the organism in Eukaryota, Viridiplantae, Streptophyta, Magnoliopsida, Caryophyllales, Amaranthaceae. Gene Ontology annotation, biological process: zinc ion transmembrane transport. Gene Ontology annotation, cellular component: plasma membrane.